AUGGAGAAUUUUCUCGGUUCAUGGCUGCUGGAGAAAAACGAAAAGUUUGUUGAAUUUUUGUAUUGUCUUGGUGUGCCCUACCUCGUUUGCAAAUUCGCCAACUGGCUGCCCACGACAAUCAAUAUAUGCCAGGAGGCAGGGGAGUAUACCAUUGAGACCGUAACCACCUUCAAAAGAACGAAAGCGAGAUUCAAGCCUGAUGAGCCGUUUGAGGAAACUAGCAUGGGUGAUACGAAACUCAAGGUUUGCUUAUUCAUUUGCUGAACAUAUCUUCGAAAACCAGUCGCUGAUUACACUGGAAAACGGAGUACUUCACUACCAUCAGGUUGGAAAGAAGGAGGUUAACAGUACAUGGGAGCUUGAUGGUGAUACUCUGAAUGUUGUAAGUUGGCAGAAUAGCAGCAUAUUUUCCGGGAAAUUCAAUGUCCGUUUUCCUGACGGCCAUGAGGGUUUCAAGCUUGUUUACUUCCCAAUGAGUAUUUCCAUGACUCAUGUGAAUUAAUGAAAAGCCUCUGAUUUUGUAUCAUUCUAGUCAUGCAUUACUAUCUUGUCCUUUAUAAUUGACUUGGUAUUGAAGAGCUUGCCGAACAACUCAUUUCCGACGUGAUUAAACGGACCCCUCGCAACCACGUCAGGCCUCGGCAAAAACCGGUAAAACGCGUGUACAGUGCGUGACCGAUCUCACGAAAUGUUAGCCAAAAUUCUGGAAUGUGUUUCCGAUUAGGAAGGAUUACUUAAGUGGGUUGUUAUACUGAUUAUCAUACAGCAUAACCCCAUAACAUUUCGGACUCGCCGGGAUGUCUGCUUUUGAACGCAUUUCUCUUUAACCUUCUGCAGAAAGCACACUCGGCAAAAAAUGGCUACUUAAGUAGCAUGCAUUUUUCCUAUUGAUUUUCGAUGGUCUUAUGAACUCAAAUAUUUUUUACAGAAAACAUGUACAAAAUAUGCUUUCCUUUGCUCAUUUGGAAGGAAGUCACAUUUUCUUUAUAUUUUAUGCCCGAAGAAAGUGUGUAUUUAUGAUUUAGAAAAGUUUCUAAUUAUGAGAUUUUUAAGACCUUGCGAUGUCCAUGCAUGCAAGACCGCACAUGUCCGUUUCCCAAUGCCCCUCAUGAAAUGUAUGACACAGUCCGGAUCCAUUGCAAAAUUUCAUAAACUCUUUGUGGUAUCCUCUUAAAUGCAUGGAGGAAUAGAUGAUUUUCCUUACGCGAAGAGCAUGCACCUUAUAGACUGAAAUUACUAAACGCUGAUGCAACGGCAGAUAAGACUGAAAAUUAUUCGGGAAUCGGGGAACCGUUUAAAGACCUAAGUAUACACUUUCUUUGGACAUAAAAUAUGAAGAUAAUAUGACUUCCAUCCAAAUGAGCAAAAGAAGGCACGUUUUUGUACAUGUUUUCUGCAAAAUAUAUUUGAAUUUAUAAGACCAUCGAAAAUCAAUAGGCAAAAUGCAUGCUACGUAAGUAGUCAUUUAUCACCGAGUGUGAUUUCUGCAGGAGGUCAAAGAGGGGUGCAUUCAAAAGCCGCCAUCCUGGCGAGUCCGAAAUGUUAUAGGGUUAUGCUCUAUGAUAAUCAGUAUAACAACCCCACUUAAGUAAUCCCUCCUAAUCGGAAACGUAUUCCCUAAUUUUUGCUAACAUUUCAUGAGAUCAGUCACGCACUUUACGUGCCAUUGACCGCCUGUGGGCUGAAUGUAACUAUUAUGCGGUUAUUUCGCUGGAGUUGACUGAUUCAAUUCAACUCUUAGACAGAACCUAAGAGGGUUUAUCCCGGAAAAUUGGCCCCACGACUGCAAUAAUAAGUUAGCCUACUCUAUCUUUUUCGGUGAAUGCAACAUUAGGCUUCGUGAGGCAGCGCCGGGUGCCCUCAAACACGGCGCAGCCGCACCUACGAACGUUUCAUCUAGACUUAGCGUUUGACGGUCAGGCUGUCGCUCAUUGGUUGUGUCUCCGGCGCCAAGUCAGCUUACACUUUGUUUUAACUGUGAUCUACCACCCAGAAGCGCAGUCAGCGGGAGAGAGAGAGAGCAUAAACAAUGGAGAAGUUUAUCGGAUCAUGGGCGCUCGAGAAAAACGAGAACUUUGUUGAGUACCUGCGUCGCCUCGGUGCUCCCUACAUGAUUUCUAAGCUCGUUAACCUGCUGCCCGUGACGGUUAACAUACGUCAGGAGGCAGACGAAUACACCAUCGAGAACGUAACCACCCUGAAGAAGACUAAGGCGAGGUUCAAGCUUGACGAGCCCUUCGAGGAAACCAGCAUGGGUGAUACCACUUUCAAGGUUAGAUGGUGCAUGCACUUAACUCAUAUUCAAAACUAGUCGCUGAUUAGACUCGAAAAUGGAGAACUUCACUACCAGCAGCGUGGAAAGAAGGAGAUAAACGGCACGUGGAGUGUCGAUGGCGAAACCCUGAAUGUUGUAAGUUGGGAGCACGACAGCGUACUUUUAUUCUAGAAAUUCAGUCCUCUUGCCUAUCUGAUUGGUCUGAGGGCAUUAGGCCUCUUUGCAUCCAAAUACUCAUUUCCACUACCUUAAUUCUCCCUCGGACCUUUGUACUUCUGGCUUAACAGAGUAGCAUUCGCGGGACUGCCCUGAUUGCAAGAUGGCCUACGGGUUUUCCAUUUUCUGUAACAUAGGAAGGAAAACGGGGAAGUUAACGGCCGAGGGAUUUCGCAAAUCAGAAGGGCGCAGAUCUACCAGGGCAAGCUGAGGUUGACCACAUGGUCUAACUGUUUGCAUAGGUCGGGUUUCUCCCGCCGUAUGUAGACUGCCUCCAAGUAGCGCAGUAACCGAGUUGUUCGGGCUCGAAAAGAUGUUUUGGGGUCAACCGAAUGACCCUGAUUAAACGGAGAUAUCCAACACGGUUCAUUGAAAAGUGCGGCAACAAUUUACAGCCAAAAUUGACGGAGCAAUCGGUUCCGAAAAAGCCCGUUGUAAUAGCUUUACCCUUUAAGGGUGACAACAUCUCAAAUACCACCAAGCGGCGAUUGAGAUGCGCCACUGAAAGAAUAUACAACUCAGCUGAACUCAUAUUCUGCAGCCCCACCAAGGCUAUCCAAGUUCCACGGGCGAAGGAUGCCUUGCCAUUGCACGCCACGUUCAAUUGUGUUUGCGAAUUAACAUGCACUUGUGGAUGCAAGUACACUGGGCGAACGCAAAGGCAAUUGGCAGCCAGGUCAGUUGAGCACCUGCCUAAAUGGCUUCUAAAGCAUGAGAAUAAAAUCCCACGGUCUUCUAUUACAAACUACCUCCUUGAUAGCGGUCAUUCGGUUGACCCCAAAACAUCUUUUCGAGGGUUAGUUCGAGCACGAACAACUCGGUUACUGCGCUACUUGGAGGUAGCCUACAUACGACAGGAGAAACCCGACCUAUGCAAACAGCUAGACAAUGUGGUCAACCUCAGCUUGCCCUGGUAGAUCUGCGCCAUUUUCUGUAACACCCGUCUGGAGCCCCCAGGCGAUCGUAUGAACAGUUAAUAAUCUGGUAUAUGAAAGCAUGGGAAAGGCUAACCUAUGUGGCUCUCCCGCGACAGGAUACGGGAAGAUAGACCCCCCCCCUCCCGGAACACGGUUGUUUUGCUCCAAAUUCAAGGUUGCGAUUGAGACUAGUGUUAGAAUCAGAAUGCCGGAACAGGUAGCAUUCCUCGAAUUUGGCGUACGGUCACGCGCGCGGGGUGGGGGAACCCUCCGACUUCUGUGUCCUACUGAGGAGGCCAUGUAAGUUAUCCGCACCAACGCACGCCUCAAAUGGCUGAAUCGGACUCGAAUCUCGGGCCUUAUCGACCUGGGUUGGCGUACAGCUAUUUAGAUACGGUCAAUCCCAAUCUCCCUCAUCUUUGUGAGUAGUAUUCGUCAAUCCGGUGUAUGUGCUGUAAGUCCACCUUUGCCAUCCUACCGAACCCCUAAGGGGUCCCUAUCCUGCAUAUGUUCCCAGAUGUCUUCGACCUGCCUAACACACUUAUUGGUAGGAUGUCCAACCUUCCACCUUGUGUUCCCUGUCUUUGAAUGUUGCCACCUCAAAGCACUCAGGAUUGCUCUGCAAAAAGUUUGGUAGCAGACCCUCCAGAAGAAAUAGAAUGAUGUGCAUUUCCUGCAAAAAUUCCUUGUUUUUAAAUUUUAGGUUAUAAAAGUUGAGGACAUCGUUUGCCGUCGCACAUACAAGCGCGUGGAGUAG
Spirometra erinaceieuropaei is the source of this 4165-nucleotide messenger RNA. NCBI's taxonomy places the organism in Eukaryota, Metazoa, Platyhelminthes, Cestoda, Diphyllobothriidea, Diphyllobothriidae. The record is from the annotation of a GenBank genome assembly.